CUCAGGAUGAAAAGCGUACUCAUCGUCUGCCUCCUGGCCAUCUAUCAGGUCCAAGCGCAGCUGACCUGCUCGACGCUCGACUGCCGACCAGGUUACUACUGCAAGGAUGGCAAGUGCCUGCCCAACACACCCAAGCUGACCUGCUCGACGCUCGGCUGCCGACCAGGUUACUACUGCAAGGACGGCAAGUGCCUGCCCAACACACCCAAGCUGACCUGUUCGACCAUCGACUGCAGGCCAGGCUACUACUGCCUGGACGGCAAGUGCAUACCUAAAGCGACCUGCGAGACGAUCGACUGCCGAUCUGGCGACAUUUGCAUCGACGGCCAGUGCAUACCUAAACUGACCUGUGCCACGAUCCUCUGCAGGACGGGAUACACUUGUCGGGACGGCCAAUGCUUCAAGAAACCGCCGUCAGGUAUCACGUGCGCCAACGUCAAGUGCAUGUCGGGAUACGUCUGCGUGGAGCCGGGCAGGUGUGUCAAGCAAUUCGACGAGAAAUGCUUCACCGUCAAGUGUAGCGCGGGACACGUCUGCGUAAACGGUGUCUGCGUUCAAGGAUAAACUCGUCGUACGCACAUCGUUGUAACACGUCGUUAUUAGUUUCCGAAUAAAACUUUUUUUACGCUCCUUCAUUUUAUGAUUCUGUGUUCCUCGAGUUAUUGAAUGUGUACUGCCAAUAUAUAGAAAUAGGAAAAAUAGAUGAUAGAUUGAAGAGACGCUACGAUUAUUCGACGGCCUUUUUGGCAUCGUG
Molecule: messenger RNA, 754 nt
Organism: Nasonia vitripennis (jewel wasp)
Lineage: Eukaryota; Metazoa; Arthropoda; Insecta; Hymenoptera; Pteromalidae
Product: venom protein M
Exons: 1
Coding region: 7-564 (185 amino acids)
Source: RefSeq, marked validated